AUGGCGAACAGGACAGAUCCGUUGGCGAAGAACAUUAGAGGGACGAACCCUCAGAAUCUGGUGGAGAAGAUUGUGCGGACGAAAAUCUACCAGCAUACAUUCUGGAAAGAGCAGUGCUUUGGCCUCACGGCGGAGACGCUCGUCGACAAGGCUAUGGAGCUCGACCACGUCGGCGGAACCUUUGGUGGUAACCGCAAGCCCACUCCGUUCCUUUGCCUUAUAUUGAAGAUGCUCCAAAUCCAGCCUGAGAAAGACAUUGUCGUCGAGUUCAUCAAAAACGACGAUUACAAAUAUGUUCGUAUUCUUGGAGCUUUCUAUCUCCGACUCACUGGGACUGAUGCUGAUGUGUAUCGCUACCUUGAACCUCUUUACAAUGACUACAGAAAAGUGAGGCAAAAGCUAUCUGAUGGGAAGUUUUCGUUGACGCAUGUGGACGAAGUCAUUGAGGAGCUUUUAACCAAGGAUUAUUCUUGUGAUAUUGCAAUGCCUCGCUUGAAGAAAAGGUGGACGCUUGAGCAGAAUGGGCUGUUAGAGGCAAGGAAGAGCGUUUUGGAAGACGACUUUGAAGAAGAGGAAGAAAAGGAGGAGAUUGAGGGGGUUGCUGCUGAUGGAUCCGAAGAUGAGAAGGACUAUAGCCGCAAGAGCCCUGAAAGAGAAAGAGACAGAGAUAGGGAUAGAAGACGCGACAGUCAUAGGCACAGGGAUCGUGAUUACGAUAUGGAUCGAGACUAUGAGAGAGACUACGAUAGAGAACGUGGGCGUGGUGGUCGAGACCGGGAUAGGGAGAGAGACUACAGAGACAGGGAUAGGGAGAGGGAACGAGGGAGAGAUAGAGAGCGAGACAGACGAGACAGGGCAAGGCGUAGAAGUAGAAGCAGAAGCAGAAGUAGGGAUCGUAAGAGACACGAGAGUGAUGAUGUCAGGGAUCGGGAGGAACCGAAGAGAAAGAAGGAGAAGAAGGAGAAGAUAAGGGAAGAUGGAACGAAUCAUCCAGAUCCUGAAAUUGCAGAAGCUAAUAAACUGAGACUAUCUCUGGGAUUGAAACCUUUGAAAUAA
Microthlaspi erraticum is the source of this 1056-nucleotide messenger RNA. NCBI's taxonomy places the organism in Eukaryota, Viridiplantae, Streptophyta, Magnoliopsida, Brassicales, Brassicaceae. The record is from the annotation of a GenBank genome assembly.